CAUGGCCGCGCUCCUCGGCCCCGUGUUGUUCAUUUACUUCACAUGUAUAUCUACUGUCCAGACUACUGACUGUCUGCACUUGAGGGAACAAUGUAUUAAUGCUGGAAAAGGAUGUGAGAGUGUCUGGAAUAUGGUUGAAGAUGCCUGCAAUAUUUCAGUUCUAGGUAAUAGAUGCAAGGCAGAAGACACUGUUGGAUGUAAUAGGAUAAUCCAGGUCCUGGCUGAUGAAUACCCAGAAUUUAAAAGCUGUGUCUGCACUUCAGACAACAUCUGUAGCAUCACAACUUUGCUUGGGAAACAGUGCGGCAUUAAUAAAGGCUCUUUGGAGUCUUUCUCGGGCUGGGGGGCCGAGCAGAGCGCUGGGCAGCACGGAGGCCGCGGGGAGCGGCCCGGCUGCUGGGCCGCCCUGGGCAGCUUCCAGCGGGCGUGCCGGCCAGCUGCAAACAGCUGCAGCCCCCCCGGCUCUGCCAGGUGCCUGCUGGCCUGGAGGCACCUGAGGAAAACUGCCCUGGCAAGGUGCAGCUGCUCCGCGCCGCAGCAGCCCAGCUGCACCCGCAUCUGGGAGGGGAUACUCAACCACCCCUGCGUGCAGCGCGCUCGGGAGAGCCAGGCCUCGGGAGCUGGUGACAGGGAUAGCAGCGAUGGCAGUGAUGGCAGUGAUGGCAGUGAUGGCAGCGAUGGCAGCGAUGGCAGUGAUGGUGGCGAUGGCAGCGAUGGCAGUGAUGGCAGCGAUGGCGGCGAUGGUGGCGAUGGCAGCGAUGGCAGCAAUGGCAGCGAUGGCAGUGAUGGCAGCGAUGGCAGCGAUGGCAGCGAUGGCAGCGAUGGCAGUGAUGGCAGCGAUGGCAGCGAUGGUGGCGAUGGCAGCGAUGGCAGCAAUGGCAGCAAUGGCAGCGAUGGUGGCGAUGGCAGUGAUGGCAGUGACGGCAGCGAUGGCGGCAAUGGCAGUGAUGGCAGCGAUGGCAGUGAUGGCAGUGACGGCAGUGAUGGCAGUGAUGGCAGCGAUGGCAGUGAUGGCAGUGAUGGCAGUGAUGGCGGCGAUGGCAGUGAUGGCAGUGAUGGCAGCGAUGGCAGUGAUGGCAGUGAUGGCAGUGAUGGCGGCGAUGGUGGUGAUAACGCUGAUGCUGAUGGUGAGAAAAGUCUGGUCACUGACACAGACAAUAUUAGUAUGGAAACAAAAUUGCAAUGGGGUUUAUCUGCUCUCUCCAAACAAGCAUACACAACAAACAGAAGCUGUCUGGAUGUGAACAGGGAGUGUGUUGAAGAUGAAGUGUGUAACAAACAGCUGUCCCUGUACCUUAAAGUUUGCUCAGUAAACAAGUGCAGUGUGGAGGGAUGCCAAGCAGCCAUAAGGUUCUUCUAUGGAAACAUGCCUUUUGAAGUUGCCCAAAUGAUGAUAUUUUGUGACUGUGUCCAGCAUGAUGAAUCCUGCCACAGAGCCAAAGAACUUCUCCAUGGCAAGCCCUGUGCAGUUGCUGCAGUUCCACCCCCAUCGUGUCUGAAUGUGAUCCACAUGUGUGAAGAGAACCAAUUGUGCAGGAGAAAAUACACAACUUUUCGGUCAAAGUGUUGGAAACAUGUGACAAAAAAAUGCUACAGUGAUGAAGCUUGUCUUGAAACUUUAAUCAAGGAUGACAUGCCCUGUUCUGCCAGCACUGAUUGCAAAGCAGCCUACAUCAGCAGCUGGGGCACGAUGCUGCACAGGGAGUGCACCUGCCAAAAUGUGCCUCCUGAGGAGCAGCCUUUGUGCCAGCUCUUCCAUCACAUGCUGCACAGCACAUCCUGCUUCAGUGACUUACGUCAAAUUUCUAUUCAGAAGAAAGGUUUUCACUGGGUAAAUACAGAAAGGCCAGGGGAAAAGAUUUCCAGAGCACAGCUCCAUUCUUCUGCAGUUAAUGGUGAAAAUGUCUACAUUAUUGCUUACUCCUCCUGCAUAGCUCUCAUCCUAGGAAUAGUCCUGUUGACUCUCCUAAAGAUCAGAGCCUGCAGAACAAAAUAUGAGUCAAGAAGUCCCUCGCCAGACCAUUCUUCUGAAACAUUUAUGGCCCAUUAUAAAAGUCACAGAUGAACUACUCUGUUUCUUGUGCUUUUUAAGGCUAUUCCUGAAAGCCAGCCUGUUGUACAUAUGUGAUAAUAAAAUAUAUAUUAGAAAAACUGCUAUAAAUUAUGGAAUUUUGUAGUUAAGCAUAAAAAAUAUUUUUUAUAUUUAUUAGCUUAUUUUAAGCCUUUCAAAACCUGAGAAAAGGGGUAAAAAUGGUAAAACUGUCAUCUCUCUUAUUUGUGUAGAUUCACAGAUCUGUCUGAGCUGAACAUUUCCUACAUUUUUAGAUGCACAUGACACUGGUGUAAAUGCUGUAUCAACAAUGGCAAUCUUUGAAGCCCACCCUUUCUGAUCUCAAAUCAUCUGGAAGAAAUUAAAAAAAAAAUCCACUCAGAAACAUUUUAGAGACUUGAUAAAGAGCAGAUACGUGGGAGUUUUGCACACCAGGCUCCCAGGUACCAAGUCCCUGGAGCAGCAGUCACAGCUAAGCUGCCUGUAGUUUGAUGGUGGAGCACUUGCAG
This is a messenger RNA of Oenanthe melanoleuca, 2559 nucleotides long. RefSeq names its product GDNF family receptor alpha like (gene GFRAL). The coding region runs from base 2 to 2065 and encodes 687 amino acids. Gene Ontology annotation, molecular function: signaling receptor activity. Gene Ontology annotation, cellular component: external side of plasma membrane; signaling receptor complex. The transcript has 10 exons. The record is from RefSeq and is a predicted model, not a curated record. NCBI's taxonomy places the organism in Eukaryota, Metazoa, Chordata, Aves, Passeriformes, Muscicapidae. Gene Ontology annotation, biological process: nervous system development.